This is a messenger RNA of Amphimedon queenslandica, 741 nucleotides long. RefSeq names its product polypeptide N-acetylgalactosaminyltransferase 1-like. The transcript is spliced from 4 exons. Gene Ontology annotation, cellular component: Golgi apparatus. Bases 23 to 730 code for a protein of 235 amino acids. NCBI's taxonomy places the organism in Eukaryota, Metazoa, Porifera, Demospongiae, Haplosclerida, Niphatidae. Gene Ontology annotation, molecular function: polypeptide N-acetylgalactosaminyltransferase activity. The record is from RefSeq and is a predicted model, not a curated record. Gene Ontology annotation, biological process: protein O-linked glycosylation.
CAUCAUUCUCUUGUAGAUAUGGAUGUGUGGCGGAAAGCUAGAGCUCAUUCCUUGCUCAAGAGUCGGUCACAUAUUCAGAAAGUCCCAGCCCUAUUCUUUCCCAGGGGGAGUGGACACGAUCCUCAUUCGUAACAACAUGCGUCUAGCCGAAGUCUGGAUGGAUGAGUAUAAGGAACACUAUUACGCAAAGAGACCUAGCAUCCGCUCGAGGAGUUAUGGGGACAUCAGCGAAAGACUUGAGCUGAGAAAAAAGUUACACUGCAAGUCGUUUCGCUGGUACAUGGAGAAUGUUUAUUCAGAGAUGCCGUUGCCGCUAGAGAAUUUACGCUAUGGAGGCUAUGUCAUGAAUCCUCAAUCGAAGCUUUGCUUUGAUACAAUGGGGAACAGAGAAUAUGGGAAGGUCUCUCUCUUCACCUGUCAUGGGAUUGGUGGAAACCAAGAAUUUGGGUUCUCUGAUUCCGGUGAGCUAAUAUUCGAUGAUGAUCUUUGUCUUGACAUUUCAAGCAAAGAGAGAGGAGGUAAGGUUGGAAUACUAAACUGUCAUGGACUGGGAGGGAACCAGAAAUGGGAGUACAAUAAUGUGACUCGUCAUCUUCAACACGUGGUAACUAAGCUUUGUGUGGAAAAGGGACCUGGCAAUAUUCUUGUUAUGAAUAAUUGCAUGGAGUCUUUCCCUUCUCAGGAAUGGAUCUUUGGUCGUAAAUACAACUCUAAGAAGAGGAAACACUGAUUGAGACAGCA